AUGGAGGACAUGGCGUCGUCGAUGGCAUCAGAUGGAGAUGAUGACAAAGCAGGGAGGCUGAGAACCAGGCUGGAGAAGGGAUCAAUACUCCCAUCACCCUUGCCGAGUUUGAAGGCACCCGCCGGGGGAAUGGCUGAAACUCAGUAUGUUGAUAGUGGCACUCAGUAUGUUGAUAGUGGCACUCAGUAUGUUGAUAGUGGCACUCAGUAUGUUGAUAGUGGCACUCAGUAUGUUGAUAGUGGCACUCAGUAUGUUGAUAGUGGCACUCAGUAUGUUGAUAGUGGCACUCAGCUGAAACUCAGUAUGUUGAUAGUGGCACUUCAGGCUGAAACUCAGUAUGUUGAUAGUGGCACUCAGUAUGUUGAUAGUGGCACUCAGUAUGUUGAUAGUGGCACUCAGUAUGUUGAUAGUGGCACUUCAGGGCAUGACGGAAGUGCCCAAGUUGAUGAAGAACCAAAAGCUCCAAGGAAAACACCAAGUAAAGCAAAGCAACCCAAAGAAACACCCACACCACGAGCUAAGCUUGGAGCUAAGGCUCAGCGAUUCUUGAAGAAGGGUCAAGCGGUAGACGACCAGGUGUUGGUAGACAUCCUUGUUGAGGCCAUUAGGAGAGUUCCUGAGGGCACAGGCUGGGUGAUAGACGGCUUCCCCAUGAACUACAACCAGGCCAAGAUGCUGGAGAAGGCACUCAGUGGGUAUGACGCAGCUGCCAAGGAGGCUAAGGGACCGGCCCCUGGGAGACCCAAGAAGUCCAACUUGGCCCCAGACCCCCGGCCCCCUCCUGUACCAGCUGACCCUGCCAGCGGCAUAGACGUUGUCAUCAUGUUUGAUGUCACUGAUGAACUGUGCUUGAAGAGAGCAGUGGGUAGAACUAAAGCGGUACAGUCAGACAAGCAUUACCAGCAGGAGUUCAACCCGCCCCCAGAGGGCAGUGCCACAGGUGUGGGGCGCCAGGAGAGGGUCAUACCUGUGGAGGAUCCAGCACACGACCAGGAGCAGAUACAACACAGGAUCACGGGUUUCCUGGAGAGCUGGCCGAAGCUGGAGAAGUGGUUCAUGAAGUUUGGUACCCUGCACAAGGUGGAUGCCUCACUGGCCUCCAGAACUGUCCAACUGGAGGUGGAGAAAAUACUGGAGGACACCCUCAACAAGCUGCAAGGCAAGGAUGUGGAGAGUUCUGAGCAGCCUGUGGAGCCCCCACACACAGUGGAGGAGAAAAAGGAGGAGGCCCCUGCCCCUCCACCAGAGCCACCUAAAGACCCGGCCCCAGAGGAGAAGUCUAGCAGACCGACCUCUAGAAAAGGGUCAGGCAAGAAAGGUUCGCGUUCCUCUUCACGCAGUAAGUCACCAAAGGAUAAGGACAAGGACAAGAAAAGGGACAAGAGCGGGUCACCCAAGCGAGGGGCCAGUCCCAAGAAGUCUGAUUCUGGCAGUGCCAAGAAGAGCAGAGGAUCCUCUCCAAAGUCUAAGAAGGGCUCAGGUAAGAAGGGCAAGAGCCCGGAGCCUGAGCCCGAGCCCGUGGAAGCUGUACCCACGGGGCCACCGCCCCCUGAGCCGGGAUCUGAGGAGUGGGAGUUUGUGGACCAGGAAAUUGAAGGGGACCUGGCCAAGAUCCUUGCUGAGCACUGGGAGGCCGUGGAGAAGGUGUACGUCCAGAACAGCAAGUUUGUCUUCCGUAAGGUGCGAGAUGAACGGGAGAACAUCUACAGAUACUUCUUCAGGAUCAGGAAGGAUUACCUGGCCUUCCUGCGCCGCCCUGAUCACAAGCAAGAAUUUGUGUCACAAUUUCAAAAGGAGUACAACGAGGUCCCAGACGACAUGCGUGAUGACGAGGAGACCAAAAUGGAGCUACACCAGCGCGUGGACGACCUGCGUGAGAGACUCUGGAACAUCUGUGACGAGCGUAAGGAGCAGGCAGAGAAAGAGCGGGAAACCGUGAUGACGGACGGCUGGCUGGACGACAGGCUGGGGGUCCUCAGUAACUUUUACAUCACCCUUAUGCAGACUGAAGUGGACAGAUUCCAGGACACGGUGCGCAUGUUGAAGGAUUACUAUCGGGGCAUGGAAGGGGUCAUUCCAGAUGAGCUAAAUGUCAACUACAUACGGCUGCCAUUGGUUGAGUUGCCCAUAGAACGCCCAGAGUCUGCGGGCCAGCCCGCCACCAAUGGAGCCCAGACCCCCACGCAGGACGACCGCCCGGGGACCGGCAAGUCUGACCGCCCGCGCUCCAAGUCUCCCCGCUCUCCCAAAGGAGGCCGGAGCAAGUCUCCAAGGGAGAAGUCUCCCAAGGGAGGUAAAUCAAGGUCCAGGACGCCGUCUGCAAAGAAGAGGGACAAGAGCAAGGAGAAAGAGAAGCCAGCUGAGAUCACCACUUUGCCAACACCACCCGGCAAGAGGAUUCCUCUGGUGCCAAGACGCCCCACGUCUGCCGAUGUGGAGGCAAAGGCAAAGGAGGCAGCGAAGGCAAAGGAUAAGAAGAAGAAGGAAGAAGGUACUGAGAGUCCUGUGCCUCCCUCAGACCCUGAUGAGAAACUCAUCUUUGAUGCCUUCCAGAUGGGCGUGUCCAACCUCAGCACUAUUAUGUCCCAGGAAGAGGCAGCCAGGGAGGCAGCUGAGGAGGCAGAGAGACAGAAGGAGGCUGAGCGCCAGAAGGAGCUCAUAGCUGCGCAGGCUGCCGCCAAGACCAAGCCUAAGGCAGCUGCCAAGGGCAAGAAGAGCCGGAGCCCCUCGCCCAAGAAGGGAGGCAAGAAGGAGGAAGGGGCUGUAACUCCUGCACAGGUUCCUGCACCAAUACCAAUCUCUGAGCCAAUCAGUGAAGAGGACAAGCAUCGUAACAGCAUACGUGACCGCAUGAAGCAGGAGUACUUCUUCGCCAUCCACGAGGAAGAGAAGGCGUGUAAGGCUCGCAUGGAGCUUGUCAAGGUCACUGCAAUGGCAGUGCUGCAGGAUCUCAAACACAAGGCAGACAAUGCCUUCAAGGACAUGAACGACUGGCUUGGGGCUCGAUACCUCAAAGAGAUGGAGAGCAUUGACCACAUGUCUGAGAUUGUGCGCCAUGCGAUCGAGAACAAGAUGAGGAUCAAGCAGCAACUCAUGCUCAAACAGCAGGACUUCCUCCUGAAUGAGGACCUGGCUGUGUUCAAGACCCCGUCCCCGCCCCCUGCUGAGAAGGAGGAGGAGACACCCAUGAUAGACAUGUUCACUGGGGCACAGCUCAGGAAUCUCUACGGACAGUUUGCCACAACAGCCCCCACAGGUGUGAUGUCCAUCAAAUCGUUUUGUGAGACGUUUGAGAACAUGGUGUCAGUCACCCACGGCAUGGAACAACUGCCUGACGUCUGGCUUAACAUCACUCCACAGCAGAUCCAGGAUAUAGCAGCAGGUUGCUCCUCAGACUCGGAGUACGUUGAUUGGCGAAGGUUCCUGAUGGCACUGGCACAACCGAUCCCUGCGCCUACCCAGUCCAUUCUACUAGAGACCCUGGCGCGAUACCAAAACAUGGACCAGAAGUCCACUGGCUUUGUCACCGGGGAACAGUAUGACAGGAUGAACAUGUGGUUCGCCACUGAAGAUAAGUCCGACGAGGUUUUUGAACGCCCAACCAUGCUGAAGGCCUUCCUCUUUGAAAUCUUUGCAAACCACAACAGAGUGCCUGCAGUGAUGGACUACAUUGGAAUGCUGCUGUACUUUAGUGCGUCCUCCAGCGCCCAUGAAGGCUUCCUGCGGGCUCUCAGUGUGGCAUCCGGUGUACACAUGCCCCGCAUCAUGAAGCCUGCACCUAGAGCUGAGAGAACCAUCCAUAGCCCGGACAUCCCAGAUGACCCAGAGGAGUUGUCCCCCCUUCCCCCACCAGAUGACAUCCCUGCAGACGCGGUUGAUUCGGUGGUGCCCCUGGAUGCGCUGUACCGAGUCCUGCACCACGGGGAGACACCCAAGGGCGACAGUCACCGCUACUCUGUCACUGCAGACCCAGAGGAUGCAACAUCCAGGGAGAGACUGGCUGGUGUCUACCAGGAGCUGGGCUAUGAGUCCUCGGACCCCGUACCCUUCAAAGUGCUCAUUGAACAUCCCCUGAUCCAGGACGUCAUCAACGCUAGCAAGACAUUCAAGGCUCUUGACUUGAGGACAAUCCUUGCAGCAACAGAUAACAUGGAUGUGACCAGCACAAAAACUGUCGAAUAACAAGCCCAUCUCGUCUACCUUAUAUAAUAAUCUUAGUGAAAAAUUAUGGGAUAAAACAAUGUGUGUAUUUAUCAAAGAGGUGACAUGGCUACAUUUUCCAUUUAAAAAAAUUGCUUUUAAUCAUAAAUAUAAGUGUGCUGUACAUUUAACUUAUGACAAUCAUUUGAAUUUUGAAUAAUUUUAAAUAACAUAUCCAAUUUGCAAUGUUUAAUUUGCAAUAUUGACGGCAUAAUAGUGUACCAUUAGUUCUUAAGAAGCCAGUGUUGAUGUUGUCACUAUCCAAUAAUAAUUUAAACAGUGACUGUGCUUUUUAUGAACAGUAAUUCAAAUGUAAAAUCUUGUAAACCAAAUAAAUAUUUUCAAGGAAAACUGCAUCUCAGUUUUAUAUAAUUACAUUUUUUGUUAACACAUGAAUUAAAGCUAUCAAGAAUAAAUGAUAUGUAUGCAAUAUGAACUAACCUCUGUAUGUAUGUGUAUAUUAGGGCAAUUAAAAAAGUCUAACAUACCAUUUGGUGUUUACAUAUAUUUUUGUAGUUUCUGUAUUAAAUAAAAGUGUAGAUGUUUUAAAUGCACAAGAUGUAAUACAUGGAAAGGCAUGCACUUUCGAGUCUCCAUUUAAAAUGUGCAUUAAGCAUACCAGAUGUACUGCAUUUAUUGGAUCGGUGUCUUUUCCUUCUGUUUGGAACUGGAAUGGCACUGGCUCUGUACUCCUGUGUUUGUUUAUUGUUAUCUCACUUGUUCCUUGUGCACACAGAUUAUAUGUGAUUAUAUGUAUUUUGCAUCUGCUGUGAUAUUUUUUACCAUAUAUUUUUUAUUUUAAAUGUAUUGCCUGAUUCAUCAGAUAUAACAAAAAUAAUUAAAUAUAUAUUUUUAAAGAACGCUUGUUUUCUGCAAAAUUAUUUAUUUAAAAAAAAGAGUCAAAUGUCAAUUUAUUUGAAUUGUUAGUAACAAUAUGAGUAUGAUGAAAUAUCUGCCUGUAGUUUGUGAUAAAUAAAUAAAAUCUAAGUACCAUCA
Messenger RNA from Dreissena polymorpha, 5196 nucleotides. Its product is annotated as sperm flagellar protein 2-like. Lineage: Eukaryota; Metazoa; Mollusca; Bivalvia; Myida; Dreissenidae. The record is from RefSeq and is a predicted model, not a curated record.